Aspergillus steynii IBT 23096 is the source of this 4107-nucleotide messenger RNA. RefSeq lists its product as uncharacterized. Lineage: Eukaryota; Fungi; Ascomycota; Eurotiomycetes; Eurotiales; Aspergillaceae. The record is from RefSeq and is a predicted model, not a curated record. Bases 1 to 4107 code for a protein of 1368 amino acids. Gene Ontology annotation, molecular function: protein binding. The transcript has 4 exons.
AUGGGACGCGGACGUGACUGGCUAAAAAAGCAGUUGAAUAAACAACGGAAGAGCGAUCGUGAUGAUUCCGACCGUCCCCACAGGUCGAGCCUCGCUUCCACCUUUUCCACAGGAAACCGAAACAGCGAACCUCUUAUCGCACAAGCUGACCCAAUCGAGACAUCGGACAAGCAGAUUGAUGCCAAUGAGUUGACCAAGGAGCAUAAUGCCCUCUGGAACGAAGCCUAUGAGGCGAUCAAGAACGACAAAGAAAAGGCCAAGUAUCUCGAUUCGUACGAAAGGAUCGCUGCCAGGCUGUACCUCGGCCACGAUGGAGAAAAUGGCCUUCACCAGAAUCGGGACGUGAGAGAAAGGCAAAUGAAGGAGAUGGUCAGACGAGGCUUGGAAAGGGUACAGAAGGCGAAGCGCUUUACUGAGAGAUAUGAAAGCGUGUUUGAUUUUACCAGGCCUUUCAAGGCAAUUCUUGACGCUCCUUUAAAGAAUAUCCCACAAACUGCGUUGCCUUGGGGUGUGGUGUCGUCAAGUCUUGAUGUGGGAAUCUUGUUCAAUACUGACCGAGAAACUCAGAUACUGGCCCAGCCAGGCAAAACGAAUGCGACUCUGUACAGUGGAGUGACUUACACUGUCUCCAGAAUUGACUGGUAUUCGCAGUUCACUGACAAGGUCUUGUCUGACAAUGCGGUCAGGGACAAGCUGCUUGAGACUGCACGCAGUGGUCUCAGAGCAGAGAUUCUAGAUGUGUAUCAGUCGCUACUUUUCUACCAGAUGAAAAGCAUUUGCUUUUACCAUAAGAACCAAGUUACAGCCUUUGUGCGUGGUUUAGUGGACCUUGACAAAUGGAGCGAUGAUUUAGCAGCGAUAAAAACAGCCGAAGAAGCUCUACAGCGAGACAUUGACCAGUAUAAUUCGGAAUCUCUCAAAUCACGGGUUGCAGAGAGCCAAAGUUCCAGCACUCAACGGUCCAUUGAACAAGAGAAGCAAGACAACGAGUGCAUAAAACUUUUGUGUGGCACCGAUCCACGGUCAGAUAUCGACAGUAUUCAAAGCCGAAAGGAUGAUCUCAUCAAGGACUCUUACAAAUGGAUUCUCGACACCAACGAGUAUCAAAAAUUUAUUGACUGGGAAGAUCCAGAGGCCAGUUUGCUAUGGAUUUCAGGCCAAGCAGGAACUGGCAAGACAAUGCUUUUGAUCGGCAUUAUCAAGGAACUGAGCUUGCAAGGUCGAUUGGAGCUGGAUUGCCCAGAGUUGCUGUAUUUCUUCUGUCAGGAUGGAAAUAAAGACACCAACAACAGCGUUGCAGUCCUGAAAGGAAUCAUUUGGCUAUUGAUCAUCCAGCAGCCGGAACUUACGGAGUACCCGCGGGAGGUUUACCAGCAGUCUGCUGGAAAGCAUCUGACAGAUGGCAACGUCUUCAUUACCUUGCGUAACAUGCUGAGGAAAAUGCUUGAUGAUCCAAGACUCGGUCGAAUUUUCCUGGUCAUAGAUGCCCUUGAUGAAUGCAGCGAUGCAAGCAGAAAGGAACUGAUCAACUUCAUAUACCAGGAGGCGUGCGUGAGUGGUCGAAAUCGCAAUGUCAGAUGGCUUGUCUCUAGUCGGCCCUUGCCAGACGUCUACAGAAUCAUACGGCCAUCCGGUCAAACCGUGGGCAGAAUUGACGUCAACGAUUACAUUUUGAAAGAGCCCAUCCAUGCUUACAUUGACAAAAAAGCACUUGAGCUGAAGUCGGUGACUGAUAACGAAGCCCGGCUGGCUGAAAUAAGCGAGCAGCUGAAAGAAAAAGCAAGUAACACUUUCAUAUGGGUCUCCUUAGUUAUCCGAGAACUCAAGGAUGCAGACAGUCACCAUUGGACUAAGAUUCUUGGGCAACUGCCCCGGGACUUGGAAGACCUCUACAGAAAGCUUCUUGGGCAGUUGGCUCAGAUUAGCGCAAAGAAUGAGUGCCAGCGGGUUCUCACCGCUGUAUUACUUGCACGUCGACCAUUGAACCUGGCAGAACUAGAGGUUAUUGUUGCAAUGGAGGCUGAAGCUACCCUGAACGUCGUGCGCCAGUGUAGAUCCUUUCUGACUAUCCAAGGUAAAAGGAUCCAUAUCUUGCAUCAAUCUGCUCGUGAAUACUUGAGCAGUCACUACAGAGAGCUCGGUGAUGUAUCGAUGGGAACGCUCAAUAGCGAUAUUUGUCGAAACUCUCUGGAGGGAAUGAAGGGCCUGAAACGUGAUAUCUAUAACCUCUUGGAUCCUGGUGUUGCAAUUGAGGACAUUUCCACUCCGGAUCCAGAUCUUCUCUAUCCGCUCUCAUAUGCCUGCCAACACUGGGUGUAUCAUUUGAGCCAUAGCAAGUUCGAUACGAUUACUCCAGGGGAAGUCCUAUCUUUUCUUAAGGUGCACCUUCUUCACUGGUUCGAGGCUAUGAGCCUUUUAAGAAUAUUACCAGAUACCAUUAACAUGAUGCGUAUAUUGGAAGAGGUUUUACAGGAUUUUCCAGAUCCACUUGAUUUCAUAAGGGAUGCACAUCGAUUCAUUAGGAAAAGCAUGUCGGCCAUAUCAGCCGCACCACUUCAAGUAUACGUUUCUGCGCUUGUGUUUGCGCCCAAGAAAAGCAGUGUUAGAUGCAUCUUUUGGCAUAAAGAGAGGCCAGUCUGGAUGCAUCGUUUCCCAGAAGUUUCUGAAUAUUGGAAUGCAGCAUUACAGACACUCGAGCACCCCAGCUGGGUCGACUCUGUGUUGUUUUCUCCAGACGGCAGAUUUAUUGCAGCAGAUUAUUGUAGGGAAAUCAGAAUAUGGGAUGCAUCUACAGGGGCUUUGGUACAGAUCUUGGAGGACACGACGCCAAAUGAAUUUCUCGCGUUUUCUCCUGACAGCAAAAUGCUGGCUUUGGGCUUAGAAGAUAGUACAAUUAUUAUACGGGGCACUGAUGAAUGGGAGAUAAGGCAAACCCUCCAGGGCCCAGACAAAUUGACAAAUGGGGCAUUCUCUCCAAACGGUCAAUUGAUGCUCUCAGCGUCUGAAAGCGGGCUCAUAUUUAUAUGGGAUACAUGUGAAUGGGUGAUCCAACAAACAAUGCGAGGACCCGAGGAACCCUUGCGCGUCGCCUUCUCUGCAAACAGCAAGCUUAUAGCUUUCACCUCAGCCAGAAGCACUGGUGUCCUAGAGAUAUGGAAUAUUGAGACGGGACAGUUUGAACGCAGGCUUGAGGCCCAUGCACAUGUUCUCUUGGCCACAUUUCCCACGGAUGGCUUUCUGUGGACAGUCGGAGACGGCAAUGUCAAAGUGUGGGAUACUGAAACAUGGGAAUGGGAUCUCAAGAUGACACUUGACCCUGGCGCUGGACUCGCUACGAUUUCCUCUGACCAUCGUUAUCUCGCAACGCACAAAGGGACGGUCAUCUGCGUAUGGAAUAUGAUCACAGGCAAGUUAGAAGGCUCCUUCCAGGCUAACUACACAACCUUUAUGGUCUUUUCGCCUAACAAUCGGGUUCUGGCCACCGGGACUCGGUUCGGCCAUGUCAGACUAUGGGACAUGGACUCUGGGGGGUUUGAAACGAAUAUUUCCACCGACAGACCACCCAUUUUUAUCGUGGCACUGUCUCCAAACAAACAGUGGGCCGCCUCAUGCAGCUGGGAACGAAAUCCGACUUUUUACAAUGCAACAACAGGAAGGCAAAUUCACAGACCCCCCGGACAGUCUGCUAAUAUAGUGCACAUGAUCUUUUCACCAAACAGUCAAAUACUCGCAACAGCUUCGUGGGAUAAUACAGUCAAGCUCUGGAGCACAGAAAGCGGCGAUCUGCUACAGACCUUAGAAGGGAAUUCAGGGGGCUCGAGAUCGAGAUGCAAAAUCGGCUUUGCUGAGAAUUGCCUACAUGUCACUUUGGACGGAGGUCAGCCGAGGAUUUUCAACGUCAACGCCGGGAUCGAAACAGGCGUUCCAGAGCCACAGAUCGGGAUCGAGGACAGCUGGGUGUCUGAUAAAUGCACGGGCAGAAGACUCAUUUGCCUUCCUUCUGAUUGCCAGCCUGGUAUACCCCGGGCGUGGGCGGCUCAAGAUAAGAUGGUUGUAAUUGGAACCAGGGAUGGGACGCUUCUUUUUAUGGAGUUCGAGAGGAUGUAG